UCCGCAAGUCGGAAAGCGGGCCGAGACCCCGGCCGUCGGCGGGGCAGCCAUGGAGGCAGCGGCGCGGAGGCGGCAGCAUCCGGGAGCGGCGGGUGGCGCGGCCGCGCAGCCGGGCGCCUCCUUCCUGCAGGCCAGGCACAGUGCCGUCAAGGCUGACGAAGCUGCUGGCACAGCUCCCUUCCACCUUGACCUCUGGUUCUACUUCACCCUGCAGAACUGGAUUCUGGACUUUGGCCGCCCCAUUGCCAUGCUGGUGUUCCCUCUCGAAUGGUUUCCACUCAACAAGCCCAGCGUGGGGGACUACUUUCACAUGGCCUACAACAUUAUCACGCCCUUCCUCCUGCUCAAGCUCAUGGAGCGGUCCCCUCGCACGCUGCCACGUGCCAUGAUCUACCUCAGCAUCAUCACCUUUGUCAUGGGCGCCAGCAUCCACCUGGUGGGUGACUCCGUGAACCACCGCUUGCUCUUCAGCGGCUACCAGCACCACCUGUCCGUCAGGGAGAAUCCCAUCAUCAGGAACCUCAAGCCAGAGACGCUGAUCGACUCCUUCGAGCUGCUCUACUACUACGACGAGUACCUGGGCCACUCCAUGUGGUACAUCCCCUUCUUCCUCAUCCUCUUCCUGUACUUCAGUGGUUGUUUCACUCCCACCAAAGCCGAGAGUUCAAUGCCAGGGGUGGCCCUGCUCCUGGUGGUGCCCAGUGGCCUGUACUAUUGGUACCUGGUCACCGAGGGCCAGAUCUUCAUCCUCUUCAUCUUCACCUUCUUCGCCAUGCUGGCCCUCGUCCUGCACCAGAAGCGCAAGUGCCUCUUCCUGGACAGCAACGGCCUCUUCCUCUUCUAUUCCUUCGCCCUCACCCUCCUGCUUGUGGCGCUGUGGGUCGCCUGGCUGUGGAAUGACCCUGUACUCAGGAAGAAGUACCCGGGUGUCAUCUAUGUCCCUGAGCCGUGGGCCUUCUACACCCUCCAUGUCAGCAGCCGACGCUGAGUCCCUGGCACCAGCCAUUCACCAGUGCUCUGCCUGGCGGGCGAUGGGCCAGAGAGCGUGUCUGAGCAGGGAGUGUA
Lontra canadensis (Northern American river otter) is the source of this 1065-nucleotide messenger RNA. It is a transcript of the gene CLN6, whose product is annotated as CLN6 transmembrane ER protein. NCBI's taxonomy places the organism in Eukaryota, Metazoa, Chordata, Mammalia, Carnivora, Mustelidae. The transcript is spliced from 7 exons. Bases 50 to 988 code for a protein of 312 amino acids. The record is from RefSeq and is a predicted model, not a curated record.